Messenger RNA from Pseudomyrmex gracilis, 1455 nucleotides. RefSeq lists its product as uncharacterized. The record is from RefSeq and is a predicted model, not a curated record. Gene Ontology annotation, biological process: adenylate cyclase-activating adrenergic receptor signaling pathway. Lineage: Eukaryota; Metazoa; Arthropoda; Insecta; Hymenoptera; Formicidae. Gene Ontology annotation, molecular function: G protein-coupled receptor activity. Gene Ontology annotation, cellular component: membrane.
AUGGAUGUCGAAGACGAGAAGCGAGUUUCGGAACAAAUAAAGUUGUUAAACAAGAAACAGGCUGUUUUGCAGCACGUGGUUAAAAAUCAGCUGCAGCAAGCCGAACUUAGCAAAUAUUUUAUGGAUUUAGGCAGCAUGAUUACAGAACUCGAGUUUGACGUGGAAAGUGUCAUGGGUUACGUCACGGACGUACAAACGAAGUUUGCGCAGUUAGAAAUGUUUCCACUAGUAGCUCCAAUAGAAUACGACUUGUUGAGGGUAGUGCCCUUGCCGGUGCANGACCACGAUAAUGUUUUUAAGGUCGCACAAGUAAAGUUCGAGAUAGUUGCAGUAGAUGAAAAUAAACAAACAUAUUCCGUUGUAAAAGUAAAAAAGGUGUACAAAGUACACGCGGACGCACCAUGCGAGGUGCAGGCAUAUGUUAGUAAUUCAGGAAAAUUUUCCAAUUGUAAAGAGGAAACUGUGAUUUCGAACCACACAAUGUGGAUAAGACUAGAAAAAGCACGCGUAUGGCUGUACUCAACCCCGAAAAGCGAGUCGGUGGUGAUAUCGUGCAAAAAUCGAAAGAAAGCAACGGAAACUGUAAACGGAGUCGGAGAGAAAAAGUUGUCGGAAAAGUGUAAGUUAGUGACGUCCACUGUAACGAUUCGCACCAACAAGGUGAUGGACGGUGAACAAAUUGACACGUAUGUGCCACGAUUCAACCUUUCGGUGUUAAAAGCAAAAGAUCGAACGUUAUAUACAGCGGGCGCAAUAACGAGCCCGCCUUUGCUGGGUUGUUUUCCGCGCACGAACCGCGAUAUCAAAAAAUGCUCCUACAACAUGGACUCCUCGUACGUGAUAUUCUCGGCGAUGGGCAGCUUUUUUCUACCUAUGCUGGUGAUGUUGUAUGUGUACGGCAGAAUUUCGUGCGUAAUAGCGGGCCGGCACAGAAGUCUGGAAACGAACAAGGCGGAAAACGUUCGGCCACGUCGUAAAUUCACGAUUGAUCGCGGGAGGAGCAUUAAAGCGCAGCGUUCGAAUUGCGCGGAAAGCGGCGAGACGUGUAAACCAACCGAGGAAGUCGAACCGACGAACAUGUGCAAAAAGUUGAGCACAAUUCGGGGUAAUCAUCAGAGUAUCAACAGGGUCGCGAGGGAAACAAAAACUGCGGGCACUUUGGCAGUGGUUGUCGGUGGUUUUGUUGCGUGCUGGCUACCAUUUUUCACUCUGUACCUGGCGACACCCUUUGUGCCCAUGGAGCCGCCGGACAUUCUCAUGCCAGCUUUAACGUGGCUAGGAUGGAUCAAUUCGGCCAUCAACCCGUUCAUCUACGCCUUCUAUUCGGCAGACUUCAGACUCGCUUUCUGGCGACUAACAUGUCGAAAAUGUUCCAAGAGUAAACUGAACUUGGAUGGCACAAAUCGGAAAUUACCUGCCCCGGUUAACUGGAAGAAAGAUACUUCGAGGACGUGA